CAUGUCCGCGCUCCCCGCCGGUGCCGACAUCAAGCGGGCUCUGGAGAACAGCCCCGAGACCAACAUCGAGGAUGAGCUGCCCGACGGGCCGCCGCAGCCGCGGCCCAAGAACUACCUGCUCCUCAGCAUCCUCGCCUGCUUCUGUCCCGCCUAUCCCGUCAAUAUCGUCGCCUUCGUCUUCGCCGUCAUGGCUUUAAACAGUUAUAAUCAAGGAGAUAUAGAAGGGUCAAAAAGACUGGGUCGUAAUGCACUCUGGGUUGCUGUUGCAUCAAUUAUCAUUGGCCUUGUCAUCAUUGGAAUCUAUUGCGUAGUUCAUUUCACAACGCAUGCUAUCUGAAGACGGGGACUACACUUGGAGGAUAUCAUCAUGUAAAUCUCAGGAGGGGAAAAAGAAGAGAAGAAGGAAACCCUUCAUUCCAGACUGUUAGAUUUGACCCUACCAGUCUGCAGAGGCAUGUUCCUGGUGGAUGAACUGAUAGUCCAGUUAGUUAAUCAGCAUGGCGUAACCAGGUUUUCAAAAUUAUUUAUUUAUAAAGAAUCUCAGUAUAAAGCAGCAUUUUGUCUUUUACCCUCAUGUAUGAUUAGAUCUUGCCCUAACAACUCCCUUUUCUUUCUCAUUUACAUGGAAUGUUUGCUGGAUCCAUGAUGUUCCUUGGCUGACCCUAGCCAGACAAAGCCAACAUAUCUAGACUGUUUAUAGUGUGCGGUAUAAGAUCUGAUGCAAGCCUGCUGAAGCUAGUAGAAGAACUCCUGUUGCCUCCAGUGGGUUUUGGAUCAGGCCAUUAAGGAUUUUUUUAAUUCCUUUA
Phaethon lepturus (White-tailed tropicbird) is the source of this 806-nucleotide messenger RNA. It is a transcript of the gene TMEM233, whose product is annotated as transmembrane protein 233. The transcript has 3 exons. The coding region runs from base 2 to 337 and encodes 111 amino acids. The record is from RefSeq and is a predicted model, not a curated record. Gene Ontology annotation, cellular component: membrane. NCBI's taxonomy places the organism in Eukaryota, Metazoa, Chordata, Aves, Phaethontiformes, Phaethontidae.